Ricinus communis (castor bean) is the source of this 504-nucleotide messenger RNA. RefSeq lists its product as uncharacterized. Lineage: Eukaryota; Viridiplantae; Streptophyta; Magnoliopsida; Malpighiales; Euphorbiaceae. The transcript has a single exon. Gene Ontology annotation, molecular function: nucleic acid binding; RNA-DNA hybrid ribonuclease activity. The record is from RefSeq and is a predicted model, not a curated record. The coding region runs from base 1 to 504 and encodes 167 amino acids.
AUGGUGCUCCUAACAGAAUUUAACAUUGAGUACAUCACAAAGAAGGUAGUCAAGGGUAGAGCUAUAACUGAGUUUCUAGCCCAGACCGCGAUCGAAAGAGACGACCCUUGGGAUUUGAAAUAUCCUUAUAAGAAUCUGGGGGCAAUUGAGAUGCAGGAAUGGAAGAUGUACUUCGAUGGAGCUAUGAACGCAAGAGCUAUAGGCUUAGGAAUAGUUAUGAUCACGCUAGAAGGGAAAAUGCUGCCAAUGGCCAAGAGAUUAGACUUUAAAGUGACUAAUAAUAUGAUGGAGUAUGAAGCAUGUUUAUUUGGAUUAGAAGCAGUUGUGGUAGCAGGAGCUAAGAAUUUGAUGGUCUAUAGAGAUUCCAUGCUGGUAAUUCAAGAAGCACUCGAGGAAUGGAAAGUAAAAGAAGAGAGGUUGAAGCCGUAUGUCAACUAUCUUAGAAUUUUAGUGUGGAAUUUCUCCAAGUGUUCCUUUGUACACUUGCCUUGGGAUGAGAAUUAG